AGUGUAAACAUGAGCACACCAAACAUUCACUGUUUGCUUGAGCUGUUUACAUCGCUCUAACACAACAGUGAACUAUAAUCUGAUAUCUGCUGAUAUUUCUUCUGAUUUGGCGUUGUAAUCAGAUGUAGCGGGAAACACUGAGGUGGUGCAGCAAAUGUCUCGCAUCCGAUUACAAUUUGCCUCGCUGCAAACAUAAAAUCAACUCAACUUUACAAUGUGAAGGGAUAUUGUUUAUCCCAAUGCGUAAUUUAAUUCACAGCCUGCUGUAGCUGCCACUUGGAAUUCUGAAGACAUCUUAAGGUGAGUUUCCAUAAGUUAGGACAGCUGCUGUGCCAAAUCAUCACCAAAAAUAUGAGUCAGGAGCCAUCAAUUCAUACCUGGCCCGGCUCUUAUUACAUCAACAGUGAGAAACGCUGGGCCAGUGGCGUUCUCUCUUUAUCCCGCACCACCCUCCGCUUCAUCUCAGAGCAAAAACAGGAGAGCCUGAUGAGCCUGAAGCUCUCGCGCAUCAUGGAGAUCAAGAUGGAGUCCUCCAGCAUCAUUUUCAGCGCUCUCACUGUGCUGGAGCAGGGGAACCUCAAGCACUGGUUUGGGUCUCUCAGGCCGUGCCGUAAUGUGGUUUACCACGUUCUCGAGCACUUCUGGAGGGAGCGUCUGCUGUCUCCUUCAGAACCACAAGGGGCUGAAGCUCCACUCAGUAAGGGCCAGGAGCUGAUCGGCCUGAUUUCUGGAACCCAGCGGAGGCUUGAGGAUACUGGGAAAGUGCUGAACCACCAGGGGGAGCAGUUUGACAACAUGAUUCAAGGCCUGGACAAGAUCGAAUCAGACCUGACCGUGGCAGAUAAGCUACUCUCUGAACUCGAGUGUCCGUCUUGGUGGCCUUUUGGUAAAAUGCCAUGGAGGAGCCAUCAGGAGGCCAAGUCUGAAGCAGCUGCCAAAGCGGCCUGUACCAAAGGCUCAGGCAAGGGCCAAAAAGUCAUAGUCAGCAUUCCAGCUAUUGUCUUCCGUGACGGAAACACUGGAAACAUGAAACCAGGUAGCCUGACUCUGUUGGUGUCUUCUCUGGAGGUCCGAGAAGCAAACGGGCAGCUCCUCCAUUGCUUUGAGAAGGAAGAAGUGGACGAUAUCCAUGUGUUCAACCCCUACGAGAUCAGCAUUCGCCAGCGCUUCAUCGGAAAACCUGACAUCUGCUUCCGACUUCUGUCUGCCAGGAUGACCGAAGCUCUGUCUGUGUUGGAGAUGCAGUACAAGAAGAAGGUUGAGGUCACACGCGACUAUGCUGCAUUUCGGUCGUCUUCGGCAACCACACCAGAAAGCCCAGAAAGUGGAGGAAACGUUUGGGCUGCAGGUCAUGGCCAGGACACAGAGGUGCCGGUGGAGGUGCCUGCUGGAGAACUGACGCAACUGCAGCUUCAAGUGCUUCAGCCCACUGUUACUGAGGCCGAGGCACAGGAGCUAAAACAGAUGCUCCAGCAGCUGAAGAAUCUGGCUCUGGAGGCUGAGACUGAACUGGAGCGUCAGGAUGAGGCUCUGGACGUGUUGAGCUGCUCUACUGACCAUGCCACCAUGAACAUUAACAGACACACUCGCCGCAUGAGGAAACUGCUGUGAACCCAACGUCAACAGAUUAAUGGUAGGAUAUGCACAGGUCAACAUACAGUAGAUCUGCUACCUACAAACUAAAUCUGCCAACACACUCAUGACUUUUCAGCAUCAUUUUGCAUGGCUUGGCAUCCUCACACCAUUGUAAUAAAAGAGUGAUCUAUGGCACAAUUUAAAUACUGUAAUCAAUUUGUUGUUGUUGUUGUUAUGAAGUGACAUUUCAGUAACAAGAUUCUAUACAUUGUCAAACCCUUAACAGUAAUCCUACGGUGGCUGAGAGAGCUCAAAUGUGCUGAAAUGAAGUUAAUAAAACAUGCAAAUAGAAAAAUAAGUUGACAACACAUACUUGCACAUUCUUAAAACACAUACAACUACAAAAACACACUGCAAAUAGCGUAGGCAAUAUCGUAAAUGUGUCGGGGGGCGCCAAAAAGAGAUGAACCGGGGUUUUUUGUUUAUUUUUACAUCCUGAUCUUACAGUUCCUUGUUGUUUGUAUGUUUUUAGCCCUAAUAUUCUGACAGUUUGCUCAAUGAACGUUAGCAAUGUUAGCAAAAGUUUCUCACACGUAAGUUAGGGGUUGUUUACACAACGUUUUUCAGCCAAAAAUUGGAAAAUUUAUGUAUUUUGUCCCAUUUGUUUACAUGAUUACUAUAUUUAUUGGGAUUGAAAACGCAUACAUGUAGAAACAGGUUGCAAAAUGUAAGUUUUUGAAAACGCUGGAGUUCUUGUGUCCAUGUGAACACCCGAAAACGAGAGUCUUUGAUGUUAUAUGCAUACAUGGUGCAUGUUUAGGGAGGUGUCAAUUAAAAGCAACAAUAAACAAACACACAAACAAUGGCGGAGUAUGUGAUAUGCUGUGUUCACAACAGACGCGGCACGCACGAAUAGUCUCACUAUUCACACGUAAAUAGACGCAUAAACAUUUUACGUUUACUCGCUUCUUUUGCUCGUCAAAUUCACUUCACAAUAGAUGUGGAUUCACACCAUGGGCAGGGCUUUUUUCCAUCUCAUGACUACUUUUGUUACUAAAUGGUUAACAUGUUUUUGUAUUGAGAGAUUAGGGGCUCUAUUUUGAGGGGCUCUAUUUUAAGUCCAAAGUGCAGGCCGCAAACGCAUUAAGGGCGUGUCAGAAUCCGUUUUUGCUAUUUUAAGGACGGAAAAAUUCACUUUGCACCGUGGCGCAUGGUCUAACAGGGUUGAGCUUAUUCUCUUAAUGAGUUAUAGGUGUGUUUUGAAUAAACCAAUCAGAGUCUCAUCUCCCAUUCCCUUUAAAAGCCAGUUGCACCGCGCCAUAGCGCAUUUGCUAUUUACAUGGCGGACUUUGUAAGUGGAAAACCUGAACACUUCACUAGAGAGAAAACAGUUAAACAGAGCAUCUAGAGGGCGAGAAUGAGAGAUGAGCCUCCUCAUUGUUUACUUUCGCUUUCACUCUCGUGGAUUGGGAAACGUGUUGUACGCACAGAUAUCCAUUAGCUUAUACAUAAUUAAUUUUGUUUGUUAAGGCAAGGCAAGGCAAGUUUAUUUAAAUAGCACAUUUCAUACACAGUGGUAAUUCAAAGUGCUUUACAUAAACAGGAAUAAAAGAGACAAGUAUAAGAAAAAUAAAAAACAGAUAUUAAAAAUUAUUUAAAAAAAACGGAUAAAAACAGAUAAAAUGUGUUAGAACAGGUUAUAAAAGAAUGAAAAAGAAAAAAAAACAUAAUAGUGUGAUCUGUCGGAUGUAGCACAGUGCUUAGAUGGACGCGAGUCACUUUCUGUAUGUCCAAAACCAAAAUAUUCAGUAAAAGCAGAACGACCGCGAUAUGUGUAUGUCUUUCCAUUUUUGCCCCUUUGCUCCCAUGGCCAUCAACUAGCAACAGCUCUACAAACAAUAACAGCUCGGUGACACAAGCGUACUGGGUUUCAGAAGGAAAAAGGACAUUGUGAACACAAACCGGCCAAGAAGGUGGCAAGGGGGACAAUCAAACUUGGAUACGGUCCAGGCAAUUGAAAGUGUGAAAGCACCCUCAAACCAGAUUGUAUGGUUAUUGGGUUUUUUGGAUAUUAUUAGCCCAAAUAAUCAAGCUGUACGAUCAGGAUAUUAAAAUAAACAAAAAACACUUUCAUUUUGGGGUCUCUCGACACAUUUUUGUUGUGGUUUGCGCUCCUUGCAGUUUGUUUUUCUAUUUGCGUGUGUUUUCUGAACUUGCAGUGCAUCUGAGCUCUGUCUGCCAUUGUGUAAUCCUGCUUUAUUGUCAAUGCAACAUGUGCUGGAAUUAAAUCACAUUGUUGCAACCCAGGCUCAUUCUGAAAACGUAGUCCAGCGGACGUUUCUGGAGACCGCAAAUUGUGUAGCUGGAGGUACGUAUGGCUGCAUUGAAUUUUUUUUAAACGAAGGCUACGGGGCGGUGUGUUGCAGUUCCUUUUUGCGCUUACCGGCUGACAGCUUAAACCGUGUGGAGGGCUUUCUCGCCGCAACCAGUUUAGCUCAUCGUGUAUGUCGGCGGACUUGAGGCGCAGAAAGCAGAUGACCACGACGACACCGACGAGGUUUGAGUCUGGGGAAGAGCAGUUCCAGAAAUCAGGGAAGACAUGAACAGAAUCCAAAAAAUAAAAUGCACGAGUGAAUAACAGGGUGAGGAUGUGGCAAAAUCCGAAAACUUGAUAAAAAUCAGACGAGAGCUUCUCUUUUUCUAGACGGCUUUUGUAAAUCGUUGGUUGGGUUUAGGGAAAUAAGUGGCUGGGCGGGUCAAUCGAUAAAAUUGGUUGGGUUUAAGGAAGGAGGAGGGUGGGUCUGUCGAUUGGUCGGCCGGCCAGUCAGUCAUCCAGCCAGUCAGACAGACGUUCGGUCGACAGCGUCCUCUGGUGGGCUUACGCAAGAACAGCAGGUGCAAACUGGACUCGCCAGAAAAAUUUGAGAUAAGAAAAAGUGCACACGCGCCUCUCGUCAAUUUGCGAAAACAAAAACUGCAAAAAUACGUACCUCCCGGGACGUAUUUCGCGGUCUCCAGAAACGUUGACGGGACUACGUUUUCAGAAUGAGCCUGGGUUGCAUUGUUGCUAGUGUAAACACACGAUGCUCUUAUUUAUUUACUGUACUCUUUGUGAUCAGGGCAAGUGCAAAAUAAACUCCCACUGAAAUUA
Molecule: messenger RNA, 4726 nt
Organism: Danio aesculapii
Lineage: Eukaryota; Metazoa; Chordata; Actinopteri; Cypriniformes; Danionidae
Gene: snap47
Product: synaptosome associated protein 47
Exons: 6
Coding region: 352-1611 (419 amino acids)
Biological process (GO): exocytosis; synaptic vesicle priming; synaptic vesicle fusion to presynaptic active zone membrane
Cellular component (GO): plasma membrane; SNARE complex
Molecular function (GO): SNAP receptor activity; syntaxin binding
Source: RefSeq, a predicted model, not a curated record